This is a messenger RNA of Umbelopsis ramanniana AG, 1877 nucleotides long. RefSeq lists its product as uncharacterized. Gene Ontology annotation, cellular component: RNA polymerase II transcription regulator complex. The record is from RefSeq and is a predicted model, not a curated record. NCBI's taxonomy places the organism in Eukaryota, Fungi, Mucoromycota, Umbelopsidomycetes, Umbelopsidales, Umbelopsidaceae. The transcript is spliced from 4 exons. Gene Ontology annotation, molecular function: transcription cis-regulatory region binding; DNA-binding transcription activator activity, RNA polymerase II-specific. The coding region runs from base 238 to 1668 and encodes 476 amino acids.
CACUUCCAAACACAUGAUCCGAAUGGACAAACUUCCGCAUUGGAGAUCAUACUCCGUCUUUAUGUAUAAGUACCCGUCGAUUCCUGUGGAUGUUUGAGGUAUAAACCUCACUCAAACGGCUGCUUAACUUCAAGCGUAAAAUCUACCUUUGACUUAUUGGCCCACAAAACCAAACCUGAACAUCAAUCACUUCCCCACUCAGUCAAGCUGCUCGAAUCAAUCCUCACCCGUUUCAAUAUGACUAUCAAGAGCCAUGCAAAUUCUAAUGAACCACAAUCCAGUAGUGAGAAACUAGCCUGGACAGGCCGUCAACAGACUUCCGAUAUUGCAAGACCAGUCAUUUUGGCUAGCUAUGACAAUCCUCUACCCUACUAUAACCAUUUUGAAGAAAAGGACAAAAGAAAAUGGGAUGAUGAUCAGGAAGCAGCUAGCAACAUUGCCAAAGCUUUACACACUCAAGCCUAUGAAGAUUCGCUGUCCAAUCAUUCGCAGGACGAAGAUAGCCUGGAUGGUGAAGACGAUUACGGCAAUGGUCCCAGAAAGCCUGGCCGCAAGCCCAUGGAAAGUGGCUCAAUGACACUGGAACCUGAUAUCAAACAAAAACGCAAAGCUCAAAACCGUGCUGCGCAACGGGCCUUCCGAGAGCGCAAAGAGCGUUAUGUCAAAGAGCUUGAGGAGAAAAUCAAGAGCAUUGAACAUGCCCAUCUCAUGAGUACGGCUCAACUGAUGAAGGAAAAUCAACAGCUCAAAAGCAUCAUUCAACGCUUACAGUGCCAAAAUAUCAAUGGGAUGUCCGCCAUUGGUUUCGAGUUUUCACUCCCGCACCACCCAAUGAACGCUCCCGCCUUCCAAGCUCCAAAUCAGGCAGCGGAGCAAAAGCGUAUUCCAGGCAGUAAGCCAGGUCAAAAGAAAAACGGACAGCGGAAAUUGGUGCCAAUUGCCCCACAUCCUGGCAAUCGAACAGCCACCGCCUCAACAGGACGGGCUCAACCCAAGCUUAUGCCAAAGCCUUCCAUCAUCCAAGGCAUCCCACUCCAAUCAAGUUCCAAUAUCUCUAUCCCACUACAGCGGCUCACACAACCUACGCCUGACGGCACUGUAUCCAUGAUCAUCGCUGCCAAUUCAUCUCCCGAAUGGUCGGCCUCCCCCGCCAGCAGUGUGACCGGCAUGUCUCCACAGCUUGUCAAUGUAAAUAAUUUUCCAGAAGAAAACCCGCCACAUUCUCCUACGGCCUCUUCCUCAGGCACUGAAAACAACCACUCUGAAAAAGGCUCACCAGCAGCUGAUCUCGAUACAACAUUUUUUUCUGCGGACGGACAGGUCUGUUUUCGUCUGGACGAUGGAAGGUCAUUUUGUGAAUUGUUGAAGGAUCAAAAUUCGAAGGAAGCCGUUGAUCGCUUGUUCGCAGAACCUAUAUUUGACCUUUCUGGAGCAUUGAAUGAUGCCAGUCUUGACCAUUCAUUGCCUUUGACUACUGAAGCUCUUACUGAGGAGAAUCUUAAGGCUCAAAACCAAGAUCUUCAAAAAGAACAGCUAUCCAAUUUCAUGGUCGACUUUGAGUCCGAACAGGUUGGCAGUGAUCAUACCAGCAGUGACGAAGACGUUGUAAAUAGGUCCAGCGACCGCAAAAACUCCUCCAGCAUGGAAAUCUGGCAAAGGCGUAUAUAGAGGCGAUGAGGUUCCUGAACGGGGACUAUACUUUUUUUCUUUCUGCCACCCAUGCCAUAUUAUAACAUAAUCCAUUGCUUCGCAUUCCACCACAUCUUCUUGUUAUUGCAUUUCCUACUCCCUCCCUUUUAGUGUGUUAUAUAGUAUAUAAUUCUUGCAACAAUGAACUUAUAUUUUCAUUAAACUUUUUUCUUUUUAUGAAAACUGUG